Molecule: messenger RNA, 489 nt
Organism: Saccharomyces kudriavzevii IFO 1802
Lineage: Eukaryota; Fungi; Ascomycota; Saccharomycetes; Saccharomycetales; Saccharomycetaceae
Gene: LTO1
Product: ribosome biosynthesis protein LTO1
Exons: 1
Coding region: 1-489 (162 amino acids)
Source: RefSeq, a predicted model, not a curated record
AUGGAUUUCGACAAUUUAUUAAAUCUGGAAGAGCAGUAUUACCAAGAAGGUUUUAGGGAAGGGCAAAAUGAGAACAUAACGCAAAACUUUCUGGAAGGCAAACAGUAUGGCUUACAAGUAGGCUUUCAAAGGUUCAUUCUUCUGGGGCAAAUGGAAGGUUUGUGCAAUGUUAUAGAAUCUUAUGGCCUACAAAAUCCCGUACUCGUAAAGAAUAUACAAACUAUUCGCACUUUAAUGAAAGAUGUAAAAAUGAACAAUGAUGAUGAAAGUGUGGUGGAGUACGAGAAGGUAUUAGUAAAGUUGAAGAACAAGUUUCGGACAGUUUUAAUAACGCUUCAACGAUUGGUUAAAAAUGAAAAGAAAAAAGGCCUGACAUUUGAAAUCUUUGAAGACGUUUCAAAGACCAUUGCUGGAGAAAUCAAGGGUUUUGUCGAAGAUGAGAAUACCGCUGAAAGAAAAAAUACGCAAGACCAGGCCCAGUCUUGGUAA